AUGUUUCCGUUCAACCAGCUCGUUGCAGCUCAAUACCGAUAUUCUAAAUUCGGACAUGGAGGAAUCAAUCAACUCGGAGGAGUUUUCGUCAAUGGACGACCUUUACCAGAUAACAUUCGGCAAUCGAUUGUUGAAUUAGCUAAACAGGGCGUAAGGCCAUGUGACAUCAGUCGUCAGUUACGAGUGUCGCAUGGAUGUGUGAGUAAGAUUUUGGGCAGAUAUCAUGAAACUGGUUCGAUACGUCCAGGCAUCAUCGGUGGAAGUAAGCCAAAGGUUGCCACACCUAAAGUUGUCGAUGCGAUCAAUAAUUACAAGAAUCAAGCUCCAACAAUGUUCGCAUGGGAAAUUCGCGAACGCCUAAUUGCUGAUGGCAUAUGCGAAGCUGAUAAAGUUCCAAGUGUUAGCUCAAUAAAUAGAAUCGUUCGCAAUCGAAAUGGAUCAACUGAUGCUUCAUCACCGACAGCGACGACCGCCGAAGAUGAUAGUCGCACUCAUCAUCAACAAACGAAUGUGUCUUCGCCACCAAAUGUUUAUAGUAUUCAUAGUUUACUUAAUCAUUCUCAAUAUGAAUAUUCAACAAUAAAGCCACGCUCAUUAUCUCGUACAAAUCAUUCUAAUGAACCAUUAGACGAGAAAUAUUUUCCGAAUGAACAAAUCAAGUUCCUGGAUAAGUUCUUCAAAGACAAUCCAUGGGCUGAUCAUGCACAAAUGGAGUCGAUCGUUAAGCAAACUGGUCUCGCAGAAUCAGUCGUCAAAACAUAUUUAGAUCAACGCCGUGCGAAAUGGAACGCGAUUUGUCCUUCGAAUAACUAUACAAAUUACAAUACGAAUGAAUUUAUCUCAAUUAAAAAUGAUUUCGAUGCGACGUCGACAACACAUUCCAAUGAGAUCUUCUGUCCAUCGGCAUCCUAUCCAUCUGCUAACUUUUCUAUACCAGUUCCACCAGCAGAUUAUUACUCAUCGUACCCUUAUGCAUCUGAUUGGCGUUAUAAAUUCUGA
Molecule: messenger RNA, 999 nt
Organism: Adineta ricciae
Lineage: Eukaryota; Metazoa; Rotifera; Eurotatoria; Adinetida; Adinetidae
Source: the annotation of a GenBank genome assembly